Molecule: messenger RNA, 1902 nt
Organism: Ichthyophthirius multifiliis
Lineage: Eukaryota; Ciliophora; Oligohymenophorea; Hymenostomatida
Product: kinesin motor domain protein
Exons: 4
Biological process (GO): microtubule-based movement
Cellular component (GO): kinesin complex; microtubule
Molecular function (GO): ATP binding; microtubule binding; microtubule motor activity
Source: RefSeq, a predicted model, not a curated record
AUGAAUAAUUUUAAAUAAUAUUUAAGAGUGAAACCUAUAAAUCAAGAUUAAGAAAUUAUAUAAUUAUAAGAAAAUAAAUUAAUAAUAAAAGAUCCGUCAUAAAAAAUAAUUUAACUUAAUUCUCAUAAAGCUUCAUUCAAAGAAUAAACUUUUUAGUUUUAAAAAAUUUUUAAUUAAAACACACUUUAAGAGGAAAUAUUUUAAUAAAUAGGAUAACAAACAAUCGAUAGUGCUUUAAAAGGAAACAAUUAAUUAAUCAUAACUUAUGGAUAAUCUGGCAGUGGAAAAUCAUUCACAUUAUUUGGAGAAGAUAAACAUUAUACUCCUUAAAAUGAUUAAAGUAUUUUAGAAAAAAACAAAGGUGAUUAAAGAGGAAUUAUUACAAGAUGUUGCGAAUAUUUGUUUAAAAAAGCUGAAGAUAUGUAAAAAUCAAAACAAGUAAUUAUAAGUAUAAGUUUAUCAGAAAUUUAUUUUGAUAAAAUUCGAGAUUUAAUUAAACCUUAUUUAAGUUCAGAAGAACAUAAUUUAAUUCUUUAUGAAAAUACAAAUGGAUAAAUAUUAGUUAAAGAUUUAACUUCUCUAUUUUUAGAAAAUUUAGAAUAAUUAUAUUUAAUUUUAAAAAAUGCAUUUCAAAUAAGAGAAGUAUAUGAAAAUAAAGGUGUUUUUAUAAAUUCUAGAUCAAAUACUAUAUUUAAUUUAAAUAUAAUCAUAAAAGAUAAAGAAAAUGAAAAUGUAUUAAUAUCUAAUUCUUUAGUAUAAUUUGUUGAAUUACCUGGUUCUGAAAGAAUAGCAGAAAGUAUGAAUGAAGGCUAAAAAUAUCAAGAAUCUGUAUUAAUAAACUAAUCUUUAUAAGCAAUUGGAAAGGUUUUUUUUAUUUAAAAAUUAAAAAUUAAAAAAUUAAUAUAGUGUUUAUAAGCGAUAGCAUUAAAAAAUCCGAAUAUAAAUUAUAAAGAAACGAAAAUAACAAGAAUGCUAUAAAAUACAAUGAAUUAAAAGAGCUUUAUUUAUUUGAUUGGGUGUAUAAAUCCUCAUGAGAGUAAUUUUGAGGAAUGCUUAAAUACUCUACAAUUUUUGGAAAGAACUACUUUUGAAGCUUCUAAAAAUAAGAAUUUUUAGAAAGAAUAAAAAGGAAAUUUGUAAGAUAUAGAUUAAAAUAAUUUGACUCAUGAAGAUAUAAUCUAACAAUUAAACAAAGAAAUUUUAAUGUAAAAAGUAUUUGUCGAUGAAAUUUAAAAAGAACAUAAAAAAAAACUUCAUAAUAUUUAAAGUUUAUUAGGUAUUGAUGCUGAUUUAGAUAGAUUAUUUAUGAAAAGUUCAUCAAAAGAUUUGUAAGCAAUAAUGCAAAAAAAAGAGGCCCUUAUAAAAUUGGAUAGUGUAUAAAAAUCAAAUGCAGAACUAGAAAAAAAAUAGAAAAACUAAAAAAACAUAUUUAAUAGAUAAAAAAGGAUGAAAAAGAAAAAGAAGAAGCUAAUACUUGCUAAAUUAUUGAGUUACGAGAAUAAAUCAUAACUUUAAAAGAUUGGAUAUUAUAGUAGUGGAGUUAAGCAAUUUCCAAUUCCAGCUUAAGACAAACCUUAAUUUCCUUCUCGAUUAAAAUUUAAAAAGUUAUUUUUUUAAAAAAUAUUAUUUUAUUUUAUAUAUAAAAAUAGUUUAUAUAAAAUGAUUGAUUAAAGACAUAUAAAUAAUAGCUAAUAUAUAAAUAAUAACAGUUAAUAAAUUAAUAAUUAAAGUUAAUUUAUAAAUAAUAAUAACUAUAAUAUUAUGGAUAAUAUUAAAAAUUCUCAAAUAUAGAUAAAGAAAAUUUAUAACAAGGAAAAAAUUGUAAAUUAGUAAUAAUUAUCUUUUUAAUAUAUUUUUUUUAAAAAAAAAUAUAUACAUAUAAAAUAGAAAUAGUAAAGAUGA